AUGGAAUCUGAUGAUGAAUGUCCAUGCACGGAGGACGUUGCUGCACCAUCAAUCCUGCCAAGUUGCACUUGCCCAAAGGGCGACCAUGACAAAGUGAUCCACGAAGAGAAUUGUAUAUUUUACAGGAAUGAACAAUUGAUUUAUGAUAAAGAGGCUGCCUGCGAAUGUUUCGUUCCUGUUACACCUAACGAAGACGGCGACUGUCAGUGCUGCAGGUGCCCCGAAAACCAAUGCCGCUGUAACAAGGCCGGCAGAGAAGUUUUCGAUGAAUGGCGCAGUAAACGAGUCAUGGGAGCCAUGCCGGCGGUGUUGGAAGCCACGCAUCCUCUCAUGCAAAAAUUCCAAGAAACACUUAAAAAAUUUCUCGAGAGAGAGAACGCAAUCGCUGAAGAAGAGAUUAAAAAAUUGCGCGACGAACUGAAAGAGAGCAAGCAAGAGUACGACAAGGACCUUGAAGCGAUUUAUCGCGACGACCAUGAUACCAACGCCCAAAGAGCAUUAAUAACGGAAUACGAAGAAAUGUUGGCCCAAAAAACAGCAGAACGUCAGGCGGCUGAACAACGGGUACGCGACUCAAAUGAAAAGUAUAAACAAGCCAUGGAGAAACUGGAAAGAAACACAGUACAAGAGCGAGAGGCAACUGAAGAGCUGGAGGCUUUGACGACGCUGUGCAAGCAGUUGGAAGCGUGGAGGGAAGAGACAGAGUCCGAUUUAACAGUCAACCAGCGUAUGUCGGAGAAGAUGAGGGCGGAAAAAAGAGCUUUAGCGGAUGAAAAACGCCAGUUGGAUAUGAUCAUAUACAGUCUCAGCAAUGAAGUGUGGAAGUUGGAGUCCAAGCUGGAGAUGUUCCAGAAACAGCUCGACAUCAAGAACGUUGAGAUGGAGCAAGUUAACGAUAAGGUGACUGCCUAUGCAGCAGAGUUGGAGGACUUGGAGCUGGAUAAACGUCGACUUAUGAGCCUCUGGAACUCUGUGCUGGUGAAUAUACAACAGCGAGAUAGGGCUUACGACUCCGUACGCGACGAUUACAGAGUGCUGCAGGAAAACUAUCGUACUCUGAUUAACAACUUGGAGAUAACGAAGAAGGUGGCAAUGGAGGAGAUGAAUAAAGGAAGGGAGAUUGCAAUGAACAAGGACAAGGUUCUCUACGAUAUUGCAGCUGCGAACAAACUGCUGGAUGGAGAGGAAGCGAAAAGAACAAAUUUAGAAACACAAAUCACCCAGCUCUCAGAGUCAAUAGAAAUGGCAGAAAGAGAUCAAGAGCUCAUCAAAUCGGAGAAUCAAACGAUGAAAAAUAUCCUUAAGAGCACUGUAAAGGAGUACCAGAGAAAAGAGGAGCAGAAGUUGAAAUUGGAAAACGAAAUUCUGACGAACCUUCAGGAGUGUCUUCUGAACGAUAAAGCGGUUGAGUCGAUGGCCAACGGAAUUAAGAAAAUGAGAGAAAUGUCUAGAAAACAAGAAAUAUCAUUAACAGCAAUGGAAAAUCAACACGCGAAGAUGGUUCUGGAUGUUGAGAUGCAUCGUAACAGACAAGCCCAAAAUAAACUUAUUCAAGACGAAACUUUGCGCAAAGUUAAGGAAAGGGAGAAAGAAAUAGAUCAGCUACAGGAGAAAUAUGAUCAAAAAUCUCUUGUGCUUACAAGAAAGCAGAGAGAAUUGGAUAUCAUUACUAAGAAAUAUACUGCGCUUAAAGAAAUAUUCGACAUGAAAUCGCCACAGGAGCGUCGCAUCGAAGAACUGGAGCAGCAGAUCAGAGAGCUGCGCGAGAGGACCGAGCGGGCUCAGCACGAGUGGCUACGGCUGCAGGGCCACGUCGUGAAGCUCGCAGCGCAACACCACACCAUACUUACGGACAUCAACCUCAUUAAUAAACAGAUUCAAAUAUGUGAUCAGAAGACAAUGCGCAUUCAAGCCGAGUGCGAACGCAUUGCGCAAGAGCGCACGAACGUCGAUCGUUCGUUACGUUCGCUGCGCGGGAGGCUUGAAGUUAUACAACGCACGCGCAAAGACGCGGUCGAGCGCAAUGCCGGUGCACAGCGCACCAAUGCUGCUAUUACGCAUGAAUAUACAGCUAGCCUUAAGGAUGCAGAAUCAGAAAUAUUUGAGUUGGAAGAGGAUAUUGAGGCUCUAGAAAAAGAGAAGAUUAACCUGACACAAGAAUUAGAUCGAGUACAAAGGGAAGCGUUGAUCUGGCAGAGAAAGGGUAUUCUUGCUGUAGAACUCAAACGGAGUAUACAAAACUCCAAAUCCGCUGCAGGAGAAAUCGGUCAGAUGAAAAAUGAAAUACACAAAAUGGAGGUACGCCGUGAUCAACUCCGUCGCACAGGGGAGAAGCUAGCGGAAGAUCUGGCGCUGUACGUGACGAGACGCGAGACCGCCGUGGACAAGAGCCGUGCAGCCGCCGCCGUGGAGAAGGCGCACGGGGGCGCCGCACUCACCGCGCAGUCCACUUUUCACCACAAGCUGCGGCUGGCACGGGCCGACGUCACCCGUCUCAAUAAAGAGUUAAAAGAGGCUAAAGCGCACAUGGAGUAUUUGGAGAAAGAACAAGCGCGUCUAGAACGUGAGAUGGCGGACACUUCGGCACUGAACGCGCAACUAGAGGAGCACGUUGCGACUCUGCUGCGAGAAUGUCGUGACACGGAGCGACAGAAACAAUGGCUCCUCGAAAGAGUAGUUAGAAGUCAGCGUUUCGGCAGCGAACUAGCCACAGCCGUAAAACGACAAACACUGCGCGUAAAGAAACCAAAGUCGGCUGUUAUUGCUGAGUACACUCAGGCUCGUUUACUCAACGACAGCCUCAACCAAGUCGUGAAGGCACUGAGCAUAGAAUAUCCGAGCCUCAGUGACAAAUUGGAAGCGAUCAGCAACACCCUGAACAUUCAUUCGCCGAGCCAAUCUCCGAGGCUUUCUUUGGACGAAUGCGUAUGUCCUGAAGUUAUUGAGGGUCUGGAAAACAUUGCUGAGAAGCCCCUGGACUCUUGUCCCUGUCCUAAAUGA
Molecule: messenger RNA, 3000 nt
Organism: Parnassius mnemosyne (clouded apollo)
Lineage: Eukaryota; Metazoa; Arthropoda; Insecta; Lepidoptera; Papilionidae
Source: the annotation of a GenBank genome assembly